Octopus bimaculoides (California two-spot octopus) is the source of this 8120-nucleotide messenger RNA. RefSeq lists its product as uncharacterized. The record is from RefSeq and is a predicted model, not a curated record. NCBI's taxonomy places the organism in Eukaryota, Metazoa, Mollusca, Cephalopoda, Octopoda, Octopodidae.
GCUGUGGAUGGCGGUUGUUUCAAACCGUCUUAUUUAAACGCUCUUAACUAUGCCAUUGUUUAUGUUUCAGUCUUGAUCAAGACAAUAUAUUUUCCAAUCUUAAUGUUUAUUAAUCUAACCACCUUGUACUGAAUAUAUUUUAGAGACGUUUCCUGAUUUAAAUAUCAAAAAAUGGGAGUGGAUGAUGAGAAUGCUGGGCGUCGCCGUUCUCGUAGGCGUUCAUCAAUUUUGAAAUUGCCUCUCUCUACAAUAGAUGUAAAUACGCAGGUUGAAGAAAAGCCAGAAACAAAAUCAAGACGUUCUUCUAAGCGUGUGAGUUUUGCCAAUUAUGCAGAAGUCAAAGAGUUUCAUGAAGUUUCACUAUCUUACAAUAGCAACAGUGACGACUCAGGAAAUAAACAAAUAUCUGAAAACGAGAGCAAAGGACCUGAGGAUAACAAGAUAUCGGAUAUCCAAUCACUGUUGACAGGUGAAAUUAAAAACACUGCUCAUGCAGUUGAGAAUAUUUCAGGUGGUGAAAGUGAUGACGAAAUGUGCAUGGCAGUUAAUCCUUUAAACCAAAGUAUUUUGAUGUCUCCAGAAAAAGUUUCUACUACGACCUCCAGAUCAACCACUGUUUCUCAAACUAUAGAGGAUAAAGAAAACAUCAAUGUUUGCAUAGUUGAUCCUGAAGUGAAAGACUCAUUACCUCAAGCUAAGUAUGAUGCAAACGAUACUGAUAAACAAGCACAAGAUACAUCAUUUCUAGAGAAAGUCAUGGCAGAUAUUCCACUAUCUUCUGCUGUUGCUACUUCAGAAAAGAGCUUGUUAUUUACAGAUGAUUUUAAUUGUCCUGCUUCAUUGAGCACUGAACUUUUUCUUUAUAAUUAUGUUCAUGCACAUACAAAACAUGAUGAUGAUAAGAUUCAAACACCUGAUGAGGCAAAAGAAAAUGAUUCUUUAUCAGACUCUCCUCAUUUGGAUAAAUCAUUGUAUCAAGGUAACCAUACUGUUUAUUUUGAUAGGAAUGAUUCAAUGGACUUAACAAAACCUUUGGAAAAAUAUCUCACAGCAUUUAAUGAAAGCAAGGAUGAUAUUGUCAGUAAUCCUGAUGGUCAUAUAAUUGGAUACUACAAUCAAAAUAAUAGCUUUGAUGAAAAAACUAUUUAUUUCAAUAGAACUCAUUAUGCAGCCAGUAAUAUGGACUUGACAUGUUGUAACACCAUAACAAUUGCUGAUUUUCCUGAAAGUGAAAGACCAGUUGAGAUUACCAAUGUGAAGGAUGUAGAAAAUAUUGAGAAUUUUUGUGAAAACAAGCAGUUUAAUAAAGAUAAAAGUUUUUGUAAACCAACUAAAGACAUAAAUAACCCAUUGAAAUUACCCGCAGAUAAUUAUAUGCCACCCACUUCUAAUAAUUCUAUUGUUCAGCUGCCUAGUCUUGCUUCAAAGAAUAUAAUUGACAAAAAAAACAUACCAUGUGAAUUGAAUGAAAUGCAGUCUGAUAAUUUCAAAUCAAAUUGUAAUGCAAAAGAUGGUCUUCGUUCAGUGAGUGAUUUUAGACCAAGUAUUACUAAUGUAACUGAUAGCAAAACAGAAGCAAAUGUUUUAAAGGAUGAAAAAGAACAUAUUAAGACAGGAUCAAAGAGGACCUGUUUUUCUGAAUCCUCUGACAUACCUUCAAAACAGUUAAAUACAUAUGAUAUGAUUGAACCAGCCAUUAACAAACCAACUGAAAAGAAAUCUGAUUUCAGAAACCAUGUUCAACCAGUGACUACCAGUGAAACAGUUCCUAAGAAGUUAGUUCUUGAAGAAAGUACAGAGUCUUAUAUGGUAGAAUCUUCUAGGUCCUGUCCAAAAAAGACUCUGGUUGAUACAUUGCAGUCAACUUCAAAAGAAUUGAAUGUAACUAAAUCCACCAAAUCAUUUCUAAACACACAAGACUUAUUUGACACUACUCAAUUUAAUGAUGAUAAAUUUAGUAAAUUAGCUAAAGAACUUAAAACUAGUGCUUCAAAAUUACCAGCAGAUAACUGUAUUCUACCAUCUUCUAAUAAUUUUGAUCGGUCUAAUCUUCCCCCAAAGAAUAUAAUUGACAAAGAAAACCUGCCAUAUGAAUUAAAUGGAAUACAGUCUGUUAGUUUCAGAGCAAAUAGUACUUCAAAAGAUGAUCUUGGUUCAGUGACAGAUUUUAAAGCCACUAUUUCCAAUAUUUCUAAUACCAGAACAGAAGGAAGUGUUUUAAAGGAUGAAAAAGAACGUAUUAAGACAGGAUCAAAGAAAACAUGUUUUUCUGAAACCUCUGACAUACAUUCAAGACAGUCAAAUACACAUGAUAUAAUUGAACCGGCCAUUAAGAAGCAAAAUAUUUCUGGUUCUAAUGAACUUAUUGGGGAGCCCAGAGGGCAAAAUCUUGAGUUUGCUUCAAAGUUAUCGAGUUUAAUUUCUGCUGACAAGAGUGAAUUGAAUGAUUUUAAUGUUUCAGUUGAAAAGAAAUCAGAUUUCGGGGACCAUGCUCAGCCUGUGACUGCUAGUAAGACAGUUCCAGAGGAGCUAGUUCUUACUACAGAGUCUCAUCUAAUAGAAUCUUCCUGGUCCUGUCCAAAAAAGACUCUAGUUGAUGCAUCACAAUCAGCUUCAGAGGAAAUGAGCAUAAUUAAAUCCACCAAAACUGUUUCAAAUAGGCAAGAUUUACUUGACGUUACUGAAUUUAAUAAUGACAAUAAAUUUAGUAAAUUAGCUCAAGAGCCUUCAACUAACACUUCAAAAUUACCAGCAGAUAACUGUUUUCUGACCUCUUCUAAUAAGCCUACUGAUCAGCCAGUUAAUGUUCCCUCAAAGAAUAUAAUAAACAAAGUAAAUAUACCUGGAGAAUUAAUUAAGGUUGAAAGUGUGGAAAUAGAAUCUUUUAAAACGGAUGCUCCUGUUAAUGUCAGAGGUAAGACUUUUCCAGAAGAUGAUCUUAAUUCAGUGACUGAUUUUAAACCAAGUGUUACUAAUAUAUCUAAUAGCAGAACAGAAGGAAGUAUUUUAAAGGAUCAAAACGAACAUAUUAAGGCAGGAUCAAAGAGGACCUGUUUUUCUGAAACCUCUGGCAUACCUUCAAAACAGGCAAAUAUCCAUGGAUCACAGGUUGGUAAAUUAACAGACUUGUCUGAUACAGUUUCCUCUCAAAAUAAAGGUAACCACAUUAAAGCAGCUGAGUCUCCAAUCAAAAAUGCAUCUCAAAUAACUUCCUGCUUGGCAGAUCCUUUAGCUCAGGUCUGUGCUCAUGACAGCAUUAACAAUGAAAACCUGAAAGAUUCUGAUACUAAUUUAAAUGGAGUAAAUGCAAAUGAUGUUAAUAUUUUAAAGAUAAAAGAGAAAGCUGUUGGAUUGUUAAGUUCAUCUGCAAAUUGUGAAGAGAUAAAAUACAGUUCAGGAGAAGUUACUAAUGAAAAGGAAAAAAAGAAUAAAGAUGACAUAGUUGCAGAAAAAGUUGAUAAUGUUACUGGGAUGCAAUUAGAGAAAAAACGUGUACUUUAUAUUAGUAUGAACACUAGUGGUGUUGUACACUCAUUUAAUGUAGGAAAAUCUGAGGGUUCUGCUUCAUGUUCAAAAGGAUUACAUUUAAUAGAAAAAGAUUCUGUAGAGACAAAAGAAUCUAUGCCUCCUUUUGGUUCUAGUUUCACAGGAGAGUGUAAAGAAAAUGUUCUUAAUGAAAUAAUGCCAUCUUCAAAACAGGUUCCAGAUUAUCCUGAUACAGCAGUAGAUGAACAAAAUGUAAUCAGGAGUGAUGCAGACCAAACAUUAGUAUCUUGUAAGAAAGCUGAGAAAUUAUCAGAAAAUGACAUACAGGAAAAUAAAAUACAAACUGAAAAACACAAAUUGAGUGCAACAAAUAAUUUGACAAAACUGCAAAAUAAACUGUUCAAUGUUGGGAAUGUCAUAGAAAAUGUGAAUAAAGGUGAAGUGAAAAAAGGUUUGAGUGAUUGUGUUUUGAAAAUAGAUACUUUAGAUGUGCCUGAUAAAUGUCAUCAACCCCAAAUUUCUUCUAAUAAUAAUUUCAAGAAAUCAAAUGACUCUUCUUUCAAUACUUCAAAUGUAUUUUCUCGAAGGCAAACAUGUUCUGAAACAAUUAGCUCAAAAUUAAUUGAAACUUCUUUGAACAGUAAUUCUUUUACUGUUAAUAAGGGCAGUUUGAUGGCUGAGAGCAGUAUACAACCAGAUAAAGUUGUUACAGAGAAGUGUUUGAGAACUGAUGCCAGUGGUACUCAAUAUGGUACAAAUAGUGUAUCAGAGAAAACUUGCUUUGAUUUUGACAAUGCUGAUGUGUCUGAUAUUAUGGAUGAGAAACCUGAUUUUUUGAUUGGAAAUAUUUCUCAUGAAGAUUCUUUGAAUUUAUCACCGGAAAAUAAACAACCACAAUCAUAUUCACAAGUACCAUCAAGAUCUGGCUCCAUGAUGACUGAUAGAAGUAUAACAGAUAUUAAAAACAGCAUUUCCACAUUGAAUAAUAUCUCAGACUCGACAUUAUGCAGUCGUCUUUUAAUGAACAUGCACUUUCCCCAUUUGGAAAAGCCUUUGUCUUUAAUGGAAGUUGAAACAAUUGAAGAUCUUCUGUUUCUGGUUGGUAUUGAUCGAUUAGAGAAUGUUGCAUUGGAGUGUCGGCAAUCUAAUAUAUAUGAAGCUUCAGUGGUUACUGAGCCUCAAACCAUUGAAGAAAAAAUGGAGUUAGUUUGCAGACUUCAUCCUGAAUAUCAAUGUAUCUUGAAAAGUCAUGAACAGUUGAAAUCUGAUGGAGAAAGACUUAUGAAACAGUUUAAAGAUCCAGAGCUUCUCUAUGGUUUCAGAAAUGUUUUAGAAGAAAGGGAAAAGACAAGUUCAAAAGAAGAUAUAAAGAAGCAACUUUUGGCUGAUUUCAAAAUUUGUAAGCAAAGAACUGACAAGAAAAUGAAGCAGAAAAAAAUUGAAUACUUUAAUGACUUGACUUCAGCCUACACAGAUAAAUUGAAACAGAUGGAAAAAGCUAAUUCUCAAAUAGUGGACAUUACUUCAAAAUUGGACCAACAAAUAGAUAGUUUGGAUAAUGUAUUGAAAGAUUUUGAGGAAAAAAUUGAACUGUUGAAUUCUAAAAGUGAAUAUUCUGAAGCUCAAAUAAAAUGUUACAAGGAAGGUAGAAAAUAUCUGGACGAAGCUGAAUCCAUAAAAAAAGCGGAAGACAUACUUUCUUUGAAAUGCACUCAGUUUACUGCUGAGAAAGUUAAACUAAUUGAAACCUGCAAAAGACUGGAUGAUACUUACCACCAAUUACAGAAUGGAACGACUCCUGAACAACUGUCCCUUGAGAACAAAGAUAUUGAACUUAACCUUUAUUCCAUCUUGUCACCGUGGAAGGUCUGGGAGUUAGAAGCCAAUGUUUGUAAAUUUACUUUCUGGAUCGAUACAUUGCAGCUGAGUCUCUAUACUAAUUCACUGAAGAAUGUAACUGAAAUUAAUGUAGUGACAGAUGAAGUUUGGGAAAGUGUAGCAGAUGAUCAUCCUUGGUUAUGCUUGGCACACAAUAUGAGGAAAGCAACUUUAAAAGAGACAGAAAUCUUCAAAAAUUGCACUACUAUCUCACAAUUCUCAAAGUCGCUGCAUGUGUUCAGUGCUGAGAUGAUGAAAUUGCAGGAUUUGGCUAAAGAGAUCUAUUCUUUAUCUAUAAAGUAUCAGUUGAAACUGCAAAAUAAUUGUAUCACAAUCACAUAUUGCUGUUUAAAAAGCAUGUCCAAAGUUAUGGUGGAUUACUAUGUAGAUGCUGUUCAGUACCCUUUCAGUUUUAUCAAGUUCGAAAUAAAAUACCAGUAUGGACAGAUAAGCUGUGAAGACAUAGCACGAAGACUACAGAAGGUGCAACCAGGUUUAUGCUAUUUCAGCAGACUGGUGAAUGCCGUUGACUUAGAAUUAGCUGCAAGCAAGUUUUAAAGCUACAAGACUUCAUUAUGUAUAAAUUACUUUCAUUUUCAUUUCUCUAAACGUAAUUUUACAAUAAACAUUUAUUCAUUGUCAUGAUCAUUCCUUGGAUUGGAUGUUAGUGGUGAAGUUUCAUAAUAAAUUUGUUUUUUCCUUUUUAUCAAGGGCUUCCAUAGUCUGCAACAAUGGAGCUAGUAACUCCAAUUUUAAAAGCUUUGUAUUAAGGGGGAUACCAGUUGCAAAAUAUCAUUUGACAUGGAUAACUACACUUGUUGACCAAUUUCUUCUUUUGAAACAAGAAUUUGAGCCAAAAUUAAAUCUAGUGCAUAUGGUAAAUCUAUCGUUUUCAAUAAUAAUUACAAAAUGUGUGCUGCUAGAAUCAUUAUCUGAAUCUGUAAUAUAUAGUUUGUUCAUUUUCAAGGUGUAUAUAUUUAAGCUUAUAGGCAUUCAACUUAUACAAUUUAUAAUUGGAAGAAGUAGAGCUACAGCUCAGUCCCAUUGCAUAAUAUCUUGGGCAAGUGUCUUAGCUCCAGGCCCAUUAUAAACACAUACGAGGGGGUACCUAAACGAAACCAGAAAUUUUGUAAUAUUUCAUUCACUCAGUUUUACAGGUUUACACUUUUACUGCAUUCAAAGUUUUCUCUAUUUGGAGCAGUGCAUUGGUCCAGACACGUUUUCUAUUAUUCGAAGCAGUGCUGGAACUCUUGCAAAGUGAUGCCUUUUAACAUCGUUUCUUUCUUCACCUUUUUCCAUAUCUGCAAUUUCCGUAGCACUAGCUUUUGUCACCGGUGAUAACCUUUAAAAAGAGGUCCGGUUCAACUUCCAACUGUUCUUUUAGUUCAUGACAUGCAUUCAGUCAAGAGCAAGCGAGGCACAAAAUUUUGCAGCAAUUCUUUUCAUUUGCAAUUCCUUGCUCAAAAUUCAUUGUCAUCAAUUGUUCGGUCUUGGUCCUCCAAGAUCAGUUCAUGAAUUUUCAUUCGUUUGGGAGGUUGGUCUUCAAGUGACAAGUAACCAUUCCUAAAGUGUGGAAACCAUUCAUAAAGUUGUUUUGCUCAUGGCAACAUCCUUGUCAACUGAAGCAUGACAAUUGUUUCGGUCACUGUUUUCCCCAGCAGAAAACAGAAUUUCACAGAAGCACUGCAAAACGAAUGGAUAAUAGAGAUGAGGGGGUUGGGGAGUAUAAGUAUAGAGUGCUCAAUAAUCUAGGGCAUGUACUUUUACACGGAUGACAUAGAAAGGGAAUAGGAGCAAGACAUCUAAAAAGCAACAAGUGAGAUGGUAGAAGAGGCAAAAACAUGGAGGUAUAUAUCAUUCCCAUCGUUGUAUUUCUAAUGUGCAGUUUGCAAUGUUUCCAUGUGUUAGAUGAAAUUUAUUGAGGUUGAUUUUCUAUGGCUAGAUGCCCUUCAUGUCACAAAUCCUCACUUGUUUCCACACAAGCUAAUUUUGCCCCAUACUGUUUUGAACAUGAACAACACUGACUGAAUGCUUCUUUGUAUUAUGGUGUUGUUCAUCUACCACUAUUGUGUGAUGUUAGGGCAAGAGAUCACAAAGACAUACUCAAUGGGUUUCUUGGCCCAGGGUAUUGCACAUUGGGACUGAAUCUAAACCAUAUUGUUAAGAAGUGCUAUUCUUAACCACAUACUUAUCAUCCACGCCUGUGGUUUAAAUCCCAUUAUGCAACCUCUUUUGGUAAGUGUUUUCCACUGUAGCUUUGGACCAACCAGUGAUACAUUAGAGAAUUCAAUCGACAGAAACUGUAGGAAGCCCAUCAUAUAACACACACAUCUCAGCAUGUGAAAACUUACCAACGAUUGUAUUUCGCUCGUCACCACAUGUGCGAAGUAGUAUCUGAUGUUGAUAUUUGUCGACACACUGCUUAUCCAACCAUUAGUGAAAAAUUUUUUUUAAUACUACUGGUAAGGGAACCCCAAGAAACUUUCUAAGAAAAGGGUGUUAAAAUGGUAAUUUACAAUUGGGAGAGUUAGAGGAAGAGGGAAAAAAAGAAUAUUUUAGUAUUUUGGAGUAAAAUUCUAGAAAAAAAGGUGAGAGGAAGGUUAAAUAAGUAGUGGAAUUGCUAGGGUAAUAAUUCAAAUGAAUUUGGAGUCAGGAAGAAUAAUAAAGUGUUUUUGUAUGGCUUAUGUGUAUUAUGAUCUGUAUAUUAUAUAUUUUUUUUGUUUUGAAAAUAUGAAAUAAAUGAAUAUUCAAAGAAA